AUGGCCGCGGGCAGCAAGAAGGCUAAGGCCAAAGACAAGAAUGGCAAGGCAUCCACCAAGAAGGUUAAGAAGGGGAAGAGCCCAGAGGUCACAGAGACUCAGACAACUACGACAACUCCUGCUCCUGGCAGCCCUGAACUCACGGCGCAGGAACCAGAGCAAGUAAAAGACCAAUCUGUUGUUGACAAUACAGAUAUCGAAGUAAAGACACCACUUCCUGUAUCAGCAUACGAGGUAUUCGACGACGAGGCUACACCUCAAGACAGUUCCAACCCUGUCGCAGAACAAGAAGUACCUGUACUCGACAACCCCGUAUCAACAUACGAGGUAUUUGACGACGAGGCUACACCUCAAGACAGUUCCAACCCUGUCGCAGAACAAGAAGUACCUGUACUCGACAACCCCGUAUCAACAUACGAGGUAUUUGACGACGAGGUUACACCUCAAGACAGUUCCAACCCUGUCACAGAACAAGAAGUACCUGUACUCGACAAUCCUGUAUCAACACCCGAACUACUUGACGACAACACUACACCACAAGACGUCCCCGACCCUGUCGCGAAUCCAAAAUCACCUGUACUCAACCCCCCCGUAUCAUCAUACGAGGUGUUUGACGACGAAACUACACCCCAAGACAUCCCCGACCCCGUCGUGGAUCAAUCAUCACCUGUAGUCGACAAGCCUGUUGACGAAACACUACCCUUGGACGCACCACCCUUGGACGCACCACUCUUGGACGAGCCAAGCUCUACUCAGCCUCCAACCGAGAACUCUGGAAACAAAGAGCCGCCCGUGGAAGAAGCAAGCUCGGCUCAGCCUCCUGUCGAGGACACUGAGAUUAAAGAGCCACCCGUGGAAGAAGCAAGCUCGGCUCAGCCUCCCGUCGAAGACACUGAGAUUAAAGAGCCGCCCGUGGAAGAAGCAAGUUUGGUUCAGCCUUCCACCGAGGACUCAGAAGCAAAGGAGCUAUUGAAUGACCAUACCAAGCAAGAUCAACCCAGUCAAGUCGAACACUCUGAGAAGACUGUAGUCUCAUCACCACCUGCUGAUCCAUUUUCUCCUGUGGCCGCUUGUGUGCCCUUGCCUUCACCAUCCUUGACUGAAGCACGGUAUAUGUCAAGUCCUUCCCAGGAUAACCAACUUUAUUACGCUGGACAAUCAGCGUAUUCCCCUUACGCUUCACCCGUCCCCUACUCGGCGCCAGCACCUUACGCGUCACCAAGCGCCUACGCUUCGCCAAACCCAUACGCUUCGCCAGUACCGUACGCUGCCUCCCCGGUGCCGUACGCUUCGCCAAACGCCUACUCCUCUCCAGUACCCUACGCAUCACCUGCGCUCCACGCCCCGGUACCGUACGCUGGUUCCCAGGUGCCUUACACUUCAUCUACACCUUACGCUGGUUCUCCAGUACCUUACAGCUUACCGGGACCCUACGCUGGCUCUCCGGUGCCUCACGCCUCACCAGUAGCUCAUACUGCGUCACCGGUGCCCAAAGUCAGCAGCCCUCUUGCACGUUCUCAUUACCCUCAAAUGUCUCCAACUAUAUCACCAACUGCAACUCCCCCACCUCAGAAUCCACCAGCUGCACCGAUGGCUCCUUCAGAAGCAUCGCCCAUGGCCCAAAAUGGACAUGGACCGUAUCCUCUCCAAUCUCCUGUCAUGAGCUCUGCUGGAAUGGUACCUCCUUAUGGGCAUUAUUCUCCUCAUCAUCAAUCGGAGGCCCAUUAUAUGAACCGGAGCUACAGCAUCCCAGAUCCAUCAUAUUCAGCAUCAUACCAGGCCCUUCAAAACCUGUCCAUGGCAAAUGGCCAUUCUCUUGAGAAUGGGUCUCCCCCAGAAAAUGACAGUGAGCACAUUGAGCUUCUUCAACGUAUCCAGUCAGCCAUUCCAGACAUCAACCGUCUUCUUCAUGGGUUCCGCAACACCCACAGCAAGCUAUCGAACCGGGAGGCUGAGAUGAGACACAUUGGAAGCCAGCACGACCAAGCUUUGAUGCACAAGGACUACUACAUUGAAGCUCUGCAAGCUCAAAUGAAGAAGACUGCCAAUGAAAGCGCUGAAGAAGACGCUAAGUUGAAGCAUACCAUCAGUGAACUGCGUCUCGAACUCGGAGAUCUGCAAGAGAAGCAGAAGGACCUUGAAGAUGGCCUAGCUGUCCACCAGAAGUCCAACGAGGAGCUUUCUGAAACUAAGGUCGAACUUGAGGGACAAAUCAAUAAACUCAAUGAAAGCAUCGAGGAGUCAAAGGAAGCCCACGAGAAAGAGUUGCAGGCCCAGAAGGAGGCACAGGAAAAGGCUCUUGUGGCACAGAAGGAAGAGCUCACUGAAUUGUUUGAGGAGAUCAAGGCCGAGGAUGAGAAAUCGGCAGCCGAGAAUCUGGAGACUCGCGAGCGCGAACUUCGCAGUGCACACGAAGCCAGCCAAGGCGAAUGGGAGAAAGAGAAGGCCCAAUUGCAGGAAUCCUUUGAAACCCAACGCACCGAGCUGGAGGCCACCAAAACCGAAGUGACAUCCCAGAUCGCUGCUUUGGAAUCCAAAGAGACCGAGUUGCAAGCCCGACUCACCGAACUCGCAUCGACACGUGAGGAACUGGCAGCCAAGCUAGCAGAGCUGGAAGAAACCCACCAGAAGAACGCCCAAGAGUCGGAAGAACUUCGACAAGGCCAUGCUAAUGAAUUGGACUCCUUGCGACAAUCCCACGACGAACAACUCGCUGCUGCUGCCAAAGAAUUGGACGAAAAGAUCGCAGCCCUGGAAGCUCACUUCAAUGAGAAAGAGCAGGUUUGGACCUCGGAGCGCGCUGCCUUGGAGCAGCAACUCUCCGAGAAAAAUAGCGAACUUUCCAGUGCUGAGCGAGAGAAGGAGAGGUUGGAAGGAGACAAUAUUGUCAAGGAGCAGCACCUUCAGCGUGCGGUGGAGGGCAUGCGACUGACUAUCGAUAACUUGGGCUCGGAUUGCGACAGGCUGAGAAAGACACUGUCCAGCCUGGGAGAGGCCACUGACCUCAGGAACACCAAGGGCGAUCAAUUCUUCUUGGACUGCUUCACAGAGCUCUCACAGCUCAUCCACAAUCUAUCCAAAGAGCAUUUCGGAUAUCUCCCCAUCGAUCCCCCAAAAGACAUCCUUUCCAAGAUUCCAUCCGAACUUCCACCUUUCCUUGACAAUACCCCAGCCUCUCGCGAACUCCGCUGUGCCUACAUCCAGCACAUCAUCUCAAAAACCUUAACCUUCCGAGUCUUCCAACCCUUCCUCUUCACCCUGGGCCGACGAUACGACAAAGCGGACACCUUCUUCCAGAUGCUAUCCAUGGAUAUCCGACGCAAGUCCGUCCGGCGCGAGGCUUUCUGGCGCCAGCAAACGCUGAAAGCAGCCUACACGACCUCAGAUGCCAAACAGUCAAUCAACGUAGCCGCAGCAGUCAUCGUCGACGAAAUCAUCGACCACAUCAAGCACUUCGCCGAUCCCAAGCACCUCGACUCCCUCCUAAUCGGCGUCCGAAAGAUCGUCAAACUCGCCGCCGAGACAUGGAGACACGCACGCGUUGAACGCGAGCUCGUCCUCGCCAGUUUCCCCGCCCCAGACGCAGAGAGCGUCUCGAAUGAGGGCUGGGUGGAGUAUGCUGCCAACAAGGAUCAGAAACACACCGCGUCAAACGAGCCUACUCGCCAUGUCGUGCUGCGCACCUUCCCGCGUAUUACGCGCGAGGCUGCUCAUGAGGACUUCGCUAGCGAUGAAGAGAAAGCUACUCCGUGUGUUUACUCGCAGGGUGUUGUGCUGUACUCCGAUUCACCGGUUAUUAUGGGUCGGCUUCAGGAGUUUGCCAAGAAGUCAAAUGACUCGCUGGUCACUGAUUCGCCUCCUAAGACGCCCUUGGGCGCUAAGGGAAGCGAGAAGUUGUCGCCGAUUGAUGUUUCCUCUCCGAAGGUUAUGACUGUUCGGUCGGCUCCUACGAGUCCAGGUGGGAAGGGUCAGUUUAUGAGGACGUGA
Penicillium hordei is the source of this 3987-nucleotide messenger RNA. RefSeq lists its product as uncharacterized. NCBI's taxonomy places the organism in Eukaryota, Fungi, Ascomycota, Eurotiomycetes, Eurotiales, Aspergillaceae. Bases 1 to 3987 code for a protein of 1328 amino acids. The record is from RefSeq and is a predicted model, not a curated record. The transcript has 2 exons.